This is a messenger RNA of Brugia pahangi, 1329 nucleotides long. The record is from the annotation of a GenBank genome assembly. NCBI's taxonomy places the organism in Eukaryota, Metazoa, Nematoda, Chromadorea, Rhabditida, Onchocercidae.
AUGUCGAAAUUUUCCAGCGCUGAAAACAUACAUGAAGAGUUAUCUGAGAAACUGCAUGGAAGCGGAAAAACUUGGGUAGUGCUUGUCGCCGGUUCUAAUAGCUGGUACAAUUACCGCCAUCAAUCAGACAUAUGUCACGCAUAUCACGUUGUUAGAAGUCACGGAGUUCCGAAAGAAAAUAUCAUUACAAUGAUGUAUGAUGAUAUCGCUUAUAAUAAGAAGAAUCCAUAUCCGGGGAAAAUAUAUAAUGUACCUGGUGGUAAAGACGUUUAUGCAGGUGUUGAAAUCGACUAUUCCGGAAUUCACGUCACUGCGGAAAAUUUCUUGGCAGUUUUAAGUGGAAAUAAAACAGCGGUAAAGGGUGGUAGCAGUAAAGUAGUCGAAAGCACUCAUUACGAUCACAUAUUUGUGUAUUUCACUGACCAUGGCGGUGUUGGAGUAGUAUGCUUCCCAGAUUCUAUGCUAACUGUUAAAGAUUUAAAUGAUGUACUGAAACGAAUGCAUAAAUUGAAAAAGUUUGGAAGGCUUGUAUUUUAUAUGGAAGCAUGCGAAAGUGGCUCAAUGUUCGCAAAAGUUCUACCCAAAAAUAUUGAUGUUUAUGCGGUAACAGCGGCGAAUUCGCAUGAAAGUUCUUGGGGUUGCUAUUGCGAUAAUAAAAUGAAAUUACCUUGCCUUGGUGACUGUUUUUCCAUAAAUUGGAUUGUCAAUUCUGAAAAGGAAGAUUUGAGUCGUGAAACUUUAGCUUCUCAAUUCGAGAUUGUAAAACAAAAAACAAACACGAGUCAUGUAAUGCACUAUGGUGAUUUGAAAAUUGCUCAGGAUUACGUGGCUUAUUAUUUAGGCGACAAAAGAGCUGUUAUUAAAAAUCCUGAUGAUGAUCUGAUGACUGUGGAAAGUAAAGAAUCAAUUUCUUGGCCUUCACGUGAAAUUUACUUUCGGAUUCUGGAGAGACAAUUGAACGAAGCAGAAACACAAGCUGAACGAAGAGUUUUGCAGCAUAAAAUCCAAAAACUGACGAUGAUAAAAUCUCUAUUUCAGAAACGAUCAUACCUUGAAACAUUUAUGAAGUCAUUGGUAUGGACCAUAGUACCACAUCAAUCAUAUUCUCAUUUCAUGCAUUCAUCAUCGCCAACAAUAAAUUCGUUAAACUGUUUCGAUAAUGUGAUCAAAGCAUUUCAUCAAAUGUGCUUCCAUUUUGGCCAAAACCCAUACAUUCUAAAGUACACGUACGUGUUUGCGAAUUUGUGUAAUGCUGGCAUCGACUCAGAGACAAUAAUUGGCGCAAUGUUUGACACCUGCAAGAAUAUUAAAAUCCGAGGAAUUUUGUAA